Messenger RNA from Canariomyces notabilis, 3093 nucleotides. RefSeq lists its product as uncharacterized. The record is from RefSeq and is a predicted model, not a curated record. NCBI's taxonomy places the organism in Eukaryota, Fungi, Ascomycota, Sordariomycetes, Sordariales, Chaetomiaceae. Bases 337 to 3093 code for a protein of 918 amino acids. The transcript has 3 exons.
AGACCUCGACUUAUUAGAGUCGCUCAGCUGUGUCCACGACAUGCUGUUUGUUUGGCACAUACAUACCUUUUAGGUAUGUACCAAAUUAUCAAUGCGAUGACCAGCAAAACUCGUCCAUGUACUGUAAGCUAGAAAUGUUGGAACUUGGGCGAGAGGAUACUCCACACGCUUCUGCCAGGUUCCGGAGGGUUGGAGCCCCACUCUCUAGUCGUUCGAGACUUGACCCCUCGUCGUCAACUCUCCAACUCAGUCUCUACUUCUCAGGUUUUGUGAUAGAUCAUCAUAGGUCUAGCCCGUAACGCUGGAUGGAUUCAACGGUUUGUUUUCUACACGGGUAUGGCCCCGCGCAAUGUUUACCUCGCGUACAAGCGGGACACCAGUCAGCUGCUGUACUGGAUCAUCCGAACGUCCAAUGGCAUCAUCAAGUCGGCGACCACGCUCGAUGAGGGGCUCAAAGCAGUGCGGUUGAACACGACGGGCCAGAUCACAGUCGCCGAUCUGGUAGCUCUUUCUCGCCUCAUUGCGAAGUACAUUCCCGCUGUGCCGUCCCAUAUCUUCCACAGCAGCAGUGAUGUCGACGCCGACGCCGACGCCGACGCUUCCCAGCUCAAGGCCAAUCUCGAUCGCCUUGUUUUGUCGAAUCAGUAUGGUGCCCUUGACUUGGGCGGAGCUGCCGGCGCCGACGAAGAAGGCGAAGAAUCGGAUGAUGAGGCCGCCAGUGAUAAGCACACCGGGGACGGUUCUGGCUCCACUCCGGGCCGACGUCGACAGGCAAGACCCGGCAAAGGAAAGAAAGGCAAGAAGGGGAAACGGCCCAAGAAGCAGCAGCUGCCCGCAUCUAGCAAGGAACCGCACCUGGAUAAUCUUCCUCUCGACAGCUACCGCAUCAUCCAGGACACCGAGGGCAUCAUCACCGAUUACCUGAUGGCUGUUUAUGCUCUAGUUCAGGAGUGGAGUGACCUUCGGGCCGCCAUUGCUGGCACUGUUUCCAUCUUGGCCGUUGCCAUGAUCCAGCGAUCUGCAUUCGAGAUGUUUGUCGACUUCCCAGCACACGACGCCUACGAGACCGUUCUGAACACCAUCACUCGUGGUGAUCCGGAAAAGGCUCAGGGCAGGUUUACCGCGUCCCUUAUGGCAGUGGCGCCCAACGGCGAGACCGAGAAGGUCACAGCUAGUGAUAUCGAUGUCAAGGAGCAGUUCAUGAUUCAUACGUAUCGCGACUUAAUCGACUUUAUUGAGGAUUUCCAGAAAACACGCUCGGGCAAGCCAACUAAGCGCAUGCUCGCCGAAAUUCAUGACUGGGACCCCGAGUUCGAUCUCCAGGAAGCCACGAAUCAAGAGAGGAUCCGGUGGCGCCGCUCCUAUACCAUCAACUGGCUCUACGACUUGGUCAACGUCUUCUCGUCCAUUGUCGUGCAGCGCAAUACCAUGAAAGGCGAGGCUCACGUCUUGGAAAAGGUCGAUUGGUCGCCGGAUGGGCCCUGGGAUAAACACCGGAGGCUCUUCGGCUUGAAUGAGUCUGCAGGCCUGGUCACGUCCCUGGCGAUGCAGAAACAAGGGACAGACAUCCGAAGCCGCAUCCUGCCGCAUCAUGUUUUCCAACUACAGUGUAUUGUCGACUCCCUAAUUGUUUCUCGUGGCUGGUCGCUCAGUCUCUUGAGAGGCCACAUAGUCAACCCGCCACCCCGCAGUUUCCGGCCCAGGCGUGAUGUCGACCUAUUCCUCGACCGGAAUAAUGAGAGGGUAGGCCAUGGAUUCCUUACAGCAGUCAGUGUUUUGAGACAGCUCUUCGUUAAAGACGCAGCACUUCACCAAGACCCCAACCGACAUCGCGAAAUUGAUGACUUUUUGGAAGGUUUCUACUAUGAAUUUUGCAACUGGUUAGGAGAGUCCAAGUACAUGCAUGGCCUCACCAACAUUCCCCCGUCUCGCUUCUCCAACACCAAUGCAAAUGGUCUAUGGGAAUAUUCACCCUUUCUAUGUGGUGUUGGCCUCAUGGAAGGUCUCGAAAUAGCCUACCUUGCAGGCAUGAUGGUUUGGGAGCGCCUUCCGGAGCCCAUGAUGAUCAUACAUCUGCAUAAUAUGCUCGUCAAGAAGGGCUAUCUUAAAAAGCCCGUGGGAUUGUAUGCGACCCUCGAGCAACUCAUUGCGCCGGCUUUCUUCCUUGACGGCAAAGCUCCUUCGUCCGAUUUUUCCGCCGCAUUCCUCGCCCGCAUGCGAGCAGUAACCUCGACGCGAAAGAAAUGGGAUAUAGCGCGCAAAUUGGCCACCAAAGAGCACGACAUUCAUCGCAUGAUGACUGUGGAGGCUCACCGCUUCUUCAGAAUCAAGUCUGACCUGUUGCUAUACAGACAAUCGAAAUGGAACAUCGACGCGAUCCCCGACGCCGACAUCCCGCUUACAUCCCCGCUCGCGAUACUCCGCAUCUCCCAGACAAAGCUGAUUGUUGAUCCAAUCUCCCAUAAGACCAAGUUCGAGGACACGGAGUUCAUCAAACGUGCAAGGGCUGGGGGCAUGACAGACGAAGUAAUGCUGGAUUUUGUCUCGAGCGUCGGUACCAUGGGACAAGAAAGCGGCCCGAUCACGGGCGGCUACAACCGAAUCCAUCGCUCAACCAACCCUAAGAACCCAUUCCUCAAAGAAAAGCCCAAGGCAACGAAUACUCACGCAUUCGCGCCCAGCAGCCGUGAGAUUCUUGAAAUUGCCAAGGCCGAUCUCUACUUCGACAUCUCGGGCGAAGUCCGGCCGCUCUCAAGCUUAAAUUACAUCUCGGUCACUGGCACGAUGAUGAUGGUUUUCUCAAGGAUUGAAGCAAGGCUGGCGGAACGCCGCAACAGGCUGUAUGUGCGUGCCUACGACAUAGACAUUGAAUGGGCCCACUUCAAGAGGAUGGGGUUGACGCAGUUGGCGAUGCAUGAGGAGGACGAGGAGUGCCUGAGGAUUAUGGCAGAGGUAUUUGAGGAGGCGAGGUUUGGAUUUCAGAAUUUUGUUUAUUGGGAGAAGUUGGAAGAGUUUGGAGAAUAUAUGGAGAGGAGGGCCUUGGCAAAGGUUUUGCACGAGGAUGUUGAGAGCAAUAUCUGUUCGGUUAUGUAA